UUGACAGUCACUGUACAUAUAGAACAAAAAAUUACGAGGUUACCAUGCCAAUAUCGAAUCUCAAAUGUCUUUAGUAAAAACAAAAAAAUUUCAAAUUCCAAACAUCCUUCGUCAUUUCUCUGUUUGACCUCGAAAUUUUCACAUUUUUGCAUAAAGUGCAAAAUUAAUAGUACGUGAGCCAUGGCCGAUGACGAUGAAAAUAAAGAAAAGAACCAUACAAUCGAAAGUCUCUUUAUACUUUAUGCCAACAAUAACCUCAACGCUUUGGAUUUAGAUAAUGAAAUGCAUGAGAGUAUACUCUUAUCACAAAUAGAUUUUUGGCUGGAUCAGGCGAAACUGUUAAAAACGGUUUUUACAAUGACAGAAACGGGCAUGACUUAUAUGAAAUUCAAAAAAUGGCGUUUGGAUUUCGAGGAAUUUUUGGAAUUUCUGAACUUAAUUUGCCAAGACAAAGAUAUAAAAAUUGAUGAUGUUAAGCAAACGCUGCUCGAAGCUGGUCCUCCUGGUGGUACUUUGGAAAUUGUUAUAGUGAAAUGAUUCAGAAGUUUGCAGUAUAUUUUUGAGGAUGAUACGUACCCAACUUUAGGCUAGUUUUAUACAAUAAAUAUCAAUAUUAAUGACAAUUUUAAUACCAGUGUUAAAAUUCUUAGUUCAGAGAUAUAUAAUAAAUUAAACUAUUUCAAGUCCGACAGUUACAAAUAAACGGCAAUAAUGAAAGGAAAAUUUGUAUGUAGGUAGAUCAAGAAGCGAAAUUCCUCAGAGAGGACUCCAGUGAAAGCGUGCAUGCUAUCUCGCAGUAAUCAAUAAUUUUCCAUUAUUAUUACCCUUUGUAUUAAGAAAGCCCUUAAAACAUCGAUGUAGGUAGGCUAAAUUUAGAAAGCUACGCAACUGCAUACACGACAACCACAAUUUUAUUUGGUUUUAAUUUUAUUUAUUUACAGUAUAUCGUAAUAAUCUAAAUAUAAUUGUAUAAGUUCCAUAAUAUUUCAUUUAAUCAUAUUUGUAAAUAUUAAAUGAUUUUUUUUAUAGAAUUCAGAUUUGUUUUCCGGUUUACUUGCCUUUAUUUUUUUUCUACACUGGCGAAUGCAUUUUCAUUAGCGUGAACCGUUUGAGAAAUUCGAGGCCGUAAUUGCUAUUUUUUAUAAAUACAUAUUUUCUUUUAUCAUUGUUGAGUGACCCAAAUUAUUAUAAGCUAAUUAUAACAAACAUCAUUUUACGCCAGCCGCGAAACAACUUCUUACACGUGAAAAUUGUCAACAUACAGCAACAUUUUGUCGUUUUAUAUUUGAUAGACUAUAAAUCUACGAUGAUUUGCAACGGAAGCGGGGAUUUUCGUUUCAUUUUUUUUUGUGUUUUUUUAAAGUUGAAUAAUCUUAGCUUACUGCUUUGUUGUAUGCAUGAAUAUGUAUUAGCCAGAGAACAUAAACUUUCACAAACAAAGAUUACAAGCAUAUACAUAUGGAGUUUACGAUAAAACAAUUACAGUAGCAAAUGGGUAAGCAAAAAGGACUAAUCACAAAUUAAAAAAA
Molecule: messenger RNA, 1529 nt
Organism: Rhagoletis zephyria (snowberry fruit fly)
Lineage: Eukaryota; Metazoa; Arthropoda; Insecta; Diptera; Tephritidae
Biological process (GO): microtubule polymerization
Molecular function (GO): tubulin binding
Source: RefSeq, a predicted model, not a curated record